This is a messenger RNA of Polypterus senegalus (gray bichir), 347 nucleotides long. Its product is annotated as histone H4. The transcript has a single exon. Gene Ontology annotation, cellular component: nucleosome. Gene Ontology annotation, molecular function: structural constituent of chromatin; protein heterodimerization activity; DNA binding. The coding region runs from base 11 to 322 and encodes 103 amino acids. NCBI's taxonomy places the organism in Eukaryota, Metazoa, Chordata, Cladistia, Polypteriformes, Polypteridae. Gene Ontology annotation, biological process: nucleosome assembly. The record is from RefSeq and is a predicted model, not a curated record.
AAGAAGCAUAAUGUCUGGACGUGGUAAAGGUGGCAAGGGUCUUGGUAAAGGUGGUGCAAAGCGUCAUCGUAAAGUGUUGAGAGAUAAUAUUCAAGGUAUUACAAAGCCAGCUAUACGCCGCUUAGCUCGUCGAGGUGGAGUGAAGCGAAUUUCUGGUUUAAUCUACGAGGAGACUCGAGGAGUGCUUAAAGUUUUUCUGGAAAAUGUUAUUCGAGACGCUGUCACUUACACUGAACAUGCCAAGAGAAAGACUGUUACUGCCAUGGAUGUAGUGUAUGCUUUGAAGAGACAAGGACGUACUCUAUAUGGUUUUGGAGGUUAAGUUUCACUCGCCGCUAUAAAACAUC